AUGGAAUCUGCAAUUCGCUGGUCUCCACACUCCACCGACCUCGAGCAGCGCUUUCUUUCUGUGGAUGUCACUGGUAGGGCGUUUCGCCUGUGCAAAGUGAAAGGAAACAUCGCGUCCAAUACACCAAUUCAACACGAGAUUAUAUCGACGCUCAAUGAUAUCCCCGUAUUUCGCGCCUUCGACUGGUCUGCAUCCAACGAGAAUCUGAUCGCAGUAGGUCAAUCGUCUGGUGGAGCCACCAUCCUGCGACUCGACGCCAGCGCCAAAGAAUCGAUCUCAUUCCCGGUUCGAAACCAGCGAUAUUGCAAUGCUGUGGCAUUGAGUACACACGGGCUUGUUGCGUCGGGUCUGGAUCGGAUCAGGAAUGACUUUUGCUUGAACAUCUGGGACGUCAAUCAGCGACUCAGCCCGGCAGGUGGUAGUAAAGGAUUCCCCGAACCAUUGAGAAAGCUGGCCAGCUCGGAGCCGAUCACAAGUAUUAAGUUCUUCAGGGAUCAACCAGAUACACUAGUCGCUGGAGUCAAGGGCCAAUUUCUUCGUAUCUACGAUCUGAGGGAGGGUUCGGGUAGUCCAUCGUUACAAUUUCAAACGCGAUGCGUUCACAAUCUGGCCAUCGACUGGCUUGAUGAGAAUUAUAUUGCUUCCUGUCAGCCUUAUAACGAAAGUACCAUUUGCGUGUGGGAUCGGCGUGUGGGAGCGCGACUUGCAUCGCCUUCGGUCGGUUCUACGUCGAAUAAUGCCGAAUCCGGCCAAUCUGUCGCCGCCUUACAGAUUCACAAUGUCUUUGAUGCUCAGGCUUCCACUUGGAGCCUGCGCUUUUCAAACACCAACCGAGGCUACCUCGGAGCGCUCUCGAGCACUGGCCACUUUAGGGGGUUUGCCAUUGCCAAAGAUCAUCAGAGCGAAGAGUACCGCGCGUCUAUUGAUGAAACCUUUGGGGAGGGCUCCUUCAAAAACUAUGCAGAGCCGGUGUUCUUGAGGCGUCAGCAAGAUGUGCGCUACCCGUACAAUCACCCAACUCGCGGUUGCGGGGAGAAAGAUCGCAUGGUAGCUUUUGAUUUCUUGAAUAUGAGUCUGUCGAAUCAGCCCAGUGCUAUCGCAUUAGACGGCCAUGGCAGGCCACAGAUUGUGACUGCUCGGCCACCCUCCGCUCCGGUGAGCAUAUCUAGCCGGGGAGUCUUGGUCUACGGUCUGCCUACCGGCGACAGAGGCUUCAAGGCCAUUCACCCGCUAUCAGAGGAUGAAGAAAUCGCAAUCUCAGAGGUAGUGAGUGACAUUCGAGCACGCGUGGAUGGAAGUCCACUCGAAACCCCCACAGACUCGGGCAAGAACAGUGAACCUCGUGUUGCCAAGACCCAACCACUAUCAAGUCGAGACACACGAGAGCAAGAGCUUUUACUCGUGGAUCCAACUGCCUUGCUCACGGCCCAGGAGGCAUUGACUUUGUCCACUGUUGCACAAGCUCGAUGCAGAGAAGGAUACAUGUUCAACGAGGCUUUGAAUCGGUCAAUCGUCUCGGAUGACCCUGCUCUUCAGGAUUUGUGGGAUUGGAUUGAACGCGCGAAAACCCAGUCGUCUGGCUCAAAUAUGCUUGUCAAUGGUUUUGAUCUGAGCUUUGUCGGUAUCAACGAAGUGUGGACGGGCGAUCUUGACCACGACUUCAAACAACGGAACCUCGAGGGCAAAUUCGACGGCCCAGCCGCUGUCACCGACGCAAUUGUUCAGCUCGCUGCGCGGUUACACUUGGCGGAUACCAAACGAUGCGACACGAGCUACCCUGAACUGAGAGGUCUCUGUCUUUACAUAUGCGGAGCUAUACCAACCUACAAACAACUAGAGAAGGAAGUCAAAGCUCUCUCCGCUGAUAGUCAGCAUUCCAAAGCUGCCGCUCUCGCAGUCUUUCAAGACGAAGCCAAACUGGCUUACGUUGCUCUUCGAAACAAUGACCCGUUACAGGCGCACAAGCUGCUCGCCAUGGCCAUUGCUGGUGCUGCUAAAGGCGACACCAGCACCGAUUGGGAGGACACCUGUGCUGACAUCUCCCAACAACUGACAGACCCGUACGCACGGGCAGUAUUGGCACUCGUGAGCAAGGGUGACUGGCAUUCUGUCCUCAAGGAAACCACACUGCCAUUGAGAUACCGUGUUGAGGUAGCGCUCAGAUGGCUCCCGGACGAAGAGUUGACUGCAUACUUGAGCGAGGCUACUGCCGAAGCCAUUCGCGAAGGCGAUGUCGAGGGAGUGAUGUUGACGGGGCUGGGACAUCUCGCCAUGGGCCUCUUCCAAUCCUACAUUGAGAAAUUCAGCGAAGUGCAAACUCCCGUCCUCGCCAUGAGCUACACCGUCCCUCGAUUUGUCAACAGCGCCCCUUUGGUUGCGCAGUUUGAAUCGUGGCGUGAAGGAUAUCGCUACCAGAUGAAUUCCUGGAAAAUGCAAUUCGAGCGGGCACGAUUUGACGUUGCCUCACGACAACUCGCCGUUACUGCCGAUGGGCGUAAGCUCCUCACACCUCCGCCCCAGCAGAUCAGCCUGGUUUGCAACUACUGUACCCGGCCCGUCACCCAGCAUGAUGCCUCAUCUCAAAUCUCUCCGUCGACCACGGCGGAAACGGUCCACCCCACGGCCGGCCAUCCGCUCGGAACUGCCACCAUGUCCGGGACUGUAUGCCCACGAUGCGGUCGACAUUUGCCUCGUUGUGGCGUGUGUAAUCAGUGGCUCGGCACCACCGAUCCCAUGUCCAAGGGCGGGGCCGCGAGUGAAGCCGAAGAUGAGCAAAGUAGGGUGUCAAACAUCAUGAAACGAUUCAUGGCCUUUUGCACGAAUUGCAACCAUGGAUUCCAUGCGCACCACGCAGAUGAGUGGUUCUCGAGGCAUCGGCUCUGUCCUGUACCUGAUUGUACGUGUAUGUGCCUUCGGAAGUCACCUGCACCCUAG
Molecule: messenger RNA, 2934 nt
Organism: Penicillium diatomitis
Lineage: Eukaryota; Fungi; Ascomycota; Eurotiomycetes; Eurotiales; Aspergillaceae
Exons: 4
Coding region: 1-2934 (977 amino acids)
Biological process (GO): positive regulation of TORC1 signaling
Cellular component (GO): cytoplasm
Molecular function (GO): protein binding
Source: RefSeq, a predicted model, not a curated record